Messenger RNA from Aspergillus nidulans FGSC A4, 791 nucleotides. Its product is annotated as chromatin modification-related protein EAF6/MEAF6. The coding region runs from base 1 to 765 and encodes 254 amino acids. The record is from RefSeq and is a predicted model, not a curated record. Gene Ontology annotation, biological process: DNA repair. The transcript is spliced from 3 exons. Gene Ontology annotation, cellular component: nucleus; NuA4 histone acetyltransferase complex; histone acetyltransferase complex. Lineage: Eukaryota; Fungi; Ascomycota; Eurotiomycetes; Eurotiales; Aspergillaceae.
AUGGCCGAAACCGCAGCCGCUACACCUUCCGCGCCCGGCGCAAGCACACCAGCAGUAGGCGGGUCAGGACAAGGGCCCAGCACAGGAGCUGACACGCCGCAAAACCAAUCACAAUCUCAAAAUCAAAACCAGAACAACAAUGCCGGCUCAUCAACAGCGACGGCAGCCACUACAAACAAUAAUGAAAACCAAAACCCAGACCAACGCGCAAAUCGCGGCCUACCCUACUACGAAAAGCUCCGUCGCGAGCUGCGCGAUACACUGCAAAAGAAGAGACUUAUGGAUAAGAGCAUGGCGCAACUAGAAGACCAAAUAUUCCGCUUUGAACAAUCGUACCUCGAAGAAACCACCGCCGGAAACAUCAUCAAGGGAUUUGAUAAUUACAUCAAGGGCUCCUCAACGGGGUCAGGUCUAGGAGCAGGCGGGAUUUCGCUUUCCACGGGCGCGGGAACAGCAUCGAGACGCAAGUCUGCUGUUACCGACAAUGACCGCGUGUUCUCGAGAAGCUCGGCGAGCUUCAUGCGUGACUCACCGACACCCUCGACACAAACAACGCCCUCGCACGCACCGACUCCUAACUCAACCUUUAAUGGGUCGACAGGCAAACCGGGCAAUGGGGACACUUCUUCUACGGCAGGGAGUGUAAAGGGGUCUUCAUCGUCCUCGUCGAAGAACAAGAAGAAAGCUGCGAAUAAGGGUGAGGAGGAUGAGGAAGACAAACCGCCGACGAAGAGGUUUAAGAUUACCUACGCAGGGAGGGAGUAAUAUUACUUCUUCUGUGUAUCGCUUGG